Messenger RNA from Dreissena polymorpha, 1558 nucleotides. RefSeq names its product mucin-like protein. The transcript is spliced from 6 exons. Gene Ontology annotation, molecular function: protein binding. The record is from RefSeq and is a predicted model, not a curated record. NCBI's taxonomy places the organism in Eukaryota, Metazoa, Mollusca, Bivalvia, Myida, Dreissenidae. Bases 461 to 1138 code for a protein of 225 amino acids.
UGGUCGCUCAGUACAGACAAGACAACAGAACAGAUGUCAUGAAUGUUGUAGUACAGAUUACUGCAACGAUCAACUCUGUGCUCACAGAGAAGCAUUAGCCUGCCUGAACGAUCCAAAUGUUGACUGCGCUCGGCUGAAUACGUUACUCGACGUUUGUUCUGAUGCCAGCAAUGCUAAAAAAAUAUGUCCACAAUUUUGCGGUCUAUGUAGUCUUGUGGAUGGCAACUGGGCAGAGUGGAGCCAAUGGUCGACAUGCAGUGUAACGUGUGAGAAUGGCACAACUACACGUUCACGCACAUGUACGAACCCGCCACCUAGUAACGGUGGCCUCAACUGUGGAGGACCAGCAGUUGACUCGCAAUUGUGCACAAACCAACUUUGUCCAGUGCAUGGUAAUUGGUCGGGCUGGUCAACAUGGUCGACCUGCACCGAAACGUGUGAUAUUGGGAUUAAAACUAGGAUGAGAACGUGCAACAAUCCGAAACCGGACAGAUUUGGAGAUAAUUGUUUUGGCGAUGCUACCCAGUUCAUAUUAUGCCUAAAUGACCCAUGCAGUUACAGAAAUGGUGGUUGGUCCAGUUGGAAUCCAUGGCUGAGUUGUUCAGUCACGUGUGGUAUGGGCAUGAGAAUACGCAAUCGGACGUGUACCAAUCCAAUCCCGUCCGCCUACGGAAAAGCGUGUGUUGGAGACUUCAACGACUUCGCUUUUUGUGUAAAUACACCAUGUACAUUUGUUUCCUUCAAUGUGCAUGGAUUCAACCUUCUGAUUAAUAAUGUGAAUGCUUUUCCUGUCACUGUCAGCAAUGUUGGGAACGCGUACAAUACAAGUGAUGGACAUUUCACCGCUCCCGUCACCGGAGUUUACUACUUUGCAUCCCAGUUCUGCGUUUAUUCAUCCAAUACUAUCAUUUUCUACAUUGAAAAAGGAAACGCUGCAAUGCGUUCAAAAACGCGUCUUACAUCAACUCGCGGAUACGAUGGUAGUACCGGGUGCACAUCCGUUUCCACGACGGUGAAAUUGAACACAAAUGAACACGUGUGGGUGUUAAUGGGAAGCCAAUAUGAUUCGGCUUCUGUAUUUCAAGGUCCCACUGACUGGAAUAUAUUUACCGGCACACUUAUCCAACAGCUUGACUGAAAGCAAAAUGAUAGACAAAGUGAACUAUUGAUUUACGCGCACACCAAAAAUGUUUGUAGAUCUACAAAAAUGUUGUUUAAAUACUAGUAUAUAACUAUAUAUAAACAAUAGUCUUUUUUUGUUUUGCAUUAACGAAGUGGUAUAAUAUUAUGCAUUGUAUGGGGUACUUCAAAGACGGCAUAUGAAUUAGAAAUCGAAACGUCAUAUCAACGGUUAACAUUUUUUUUUAUUCUGUGUAUCCUGUUUGAUACCCGGUUUGUGUUAAGUAUUAUGGUAAAGAUAGUAUAAUAUUUUCAUUGAUAAAUUGUUAAACAAUGCUAUUCUUUAUGUCAUAUUUUUUACUAAAGUAAACUAACUCAUCACUAUUUAUAACAAAAACAUGUUUUUAAUACAAAUUACGAAUAAAAAGGCAAAGUAAAA